Messenger RNA from Schizophyllum commune H4-8, 733 nucleotides. RefSeq lists its product as uncharacterized. Lineage: Eukaryota; Fungi; Basidiomycota; Agaricomycetes; Agaricales; Schizophyllaceae. The transcript has 2 exons. The record is from RefSeq and is a predicted model, not a curated record. Bases 64 to 258 code for a protein of 64 amino acids.
ACUACGGGGCUUGGGUUCCCCCGACUGAGCUCAGCUAACGACGAGCACGGGACGCUAGGCAAGAUGAUGGGCAGACGAUUGGGUCCGGCGUUGAAUACCGUGUGGGGGAAGCUGGCAAAGGUGCUUCGCCCGCGGAAGGUGCGGUCGGUGAGUAUUUCUGCCACUGUGGACCCCAAACCGGGUUGUAGCCACCCGACUUUUCACCCGAUAAAAGCAGUAAAAAUGACCAAUAAACCGAGUGAAGUCAAGGAAUUUUAACCGUAAGACACGGUGACUCGAGUAGGUGAAAGCACCCUGAAAGCGGGGUGAAUUGAUGAGUGAGAAGAGCCCGGUCAGAACCCGCUGGUUGGGUGAAUUACGGCGCAACCAGGUGUAGUCCGCGAGGCCGUUUUGCUACUUACAGGGCAUUCAGAUGAGAAGAGCUAUGAACGAGUAUGCAAAAAUGUAUAGAGGGCAAGCAUUAGAGACUAUUGGGGCACAAGGGGUCGUACAUAGGGAUGUAUGGGAAGUAAAGCCAUGUCGAGGGCGUGGGGCACCACCCGCGAGCAAUGACGGGAAGGCAUGCGCGACCGGGCGCGUGGCGCCCUUACAAUACUGGUAAGUUGGGCACGAUUCUGCAAUGGUGUCAGUACGUAUGACGGGCGCACGUAGCUGAGCACGCACCUUAGCUACAUCGCGCUGGGGCUAUGACGAGGGCCCACGGCUUGUUUUCCGCACCCUUCCCGCACCUGUC